AAGGUCCCUACAAGAUCCUUUCCCCUGUCUGCCCACUGGUGCAACCCGGCUGCGUAUAUUUUUUUGACCGUCUUUUGAGAUUGUGUUGGUUGUUUCUUUUGGAAUAUGAUACAUUUUUGACACAGAUUGACGUAGGCGCAGUUUCAAUUCGUUGAUACAGGAUUACUUAAGUAAAUUUUUAAGCGCCAAACCUAAGCAAGGCAAGGUUUGUGUCAUUUUUGUUGUUGUUGCCCUUAUAAUUGUAUAAUUAUCAUGGUUUCCUGUUCUAUUUGAUUCUUUUCUGUUCGAAGUAAGCUAACAAAAUGCAGUAUCCUGUCCAAUCUCCGCGCGAUGACGCAACGACGUCCGCACCCAUUCCCGAGACAGGACGUAGUGCGACCUACCAUGGCCCUGGCAUUCCCUCACGAGACUUCUAUUCGGCACCGCCUCUUCUCUUAUGGGCGGUCGUAGUUGACGAGCUCUUCUAAUGAUCUAUUGUUCCUUCUCAUAGGCGGUAGUUUUUUAUUUGGGCAAAACUAGCUUGACUUCGUGACUAAAUACUAUAGUACGGUGGUUGUAAGUAAUUAAACACAUGAAUAGACUCCGCACUAAUUUCAGAAAACAGCAACGACGGGCCAAUAUCAAGGACGUACUCUGCACUCGACGAGCCGCAUGAACAGCGCACGUACCAUGAAGCGGGAGGCAAUGGGAAUGGAAAUCAGGAGUAUGGCCACCUAGGAUAUGUUCGUAGAAAUCAGUAUGGCCGCCUAGGCAAAUUAUCAGUAUGGCCUUGAGAGUCAGAUCUAGUGUGAAAGGAUCUUGUUGCUAUAAGAUCCUCAAUAGGUAGAGUCAAUUUGGAUCCCGAAACUAACCGAGCCCAUUUUUUUGGUAGGAUUGUUACCAUAAUUACUUGUAUGAAGAUGAAGAUGUAACAUGGAUCACACAGAAAUACACAACGUCCACCAAUAUUUUUCUCUAAAACUCGCUAUUUCUACCAACUACCUCGACGUGCAAUGUGGUAUCACCUGGUGGCGAAGCGAUGUCAAGAGGAAAUACGCAGGACCCCACGCAGAACUCAUGCUCUCCCAUUAAGGGGAUCGACUUGGAUUUGGAUUUAAUUCAAAGGAGUCACUCACUCAGAGACUUUCACAGAUCUUUGUAGUUUUUUUUGUCUAUUCCGUCCACCUAUAGCUCAGUAGGUUGUAUCACAGACUGUGAGAAAGGAGGGUGAUGUGAGAGCUUAUAAUGACUCAGUUUCGUUUGUUUUCUACAUUGUUGAACGAGAUUUCCUUUGGAACAAUAGGGUUAGCAGUUUCUCUUCAUCGUUUCCAAAGGAGUAUUUCUAUUUUCUUUCCAAACUUUGCUCUAAGUUACGCUCCCCCGUCACCUAUUCCCCACCUCGGCGCAUGGUGAAUUCCCGACUAUACUCCAUGUUCGACCGCGAAUUACCGAAGUACUCUUCUUAAGGCAGCAGGUCGGAUCUCAAAAAAAAUAUCGGCUCAACCGGAUUUUCUCUUCGGGGCACCAUAAUGUUAACAUCUUCAGAAUCUAAUGAUCCUCCGCUACAUCUCUUAGAGAGCGGCGCUAUACAGUCAUCGUCUACCACACAUCCAUGGAACGGCUGGCGAAACGAGUGCAAUCUCUAUAUCCAGGGAAAAUUUACCUCAUUGGUAUUCUUGCUGUUGCUACUAGUAUGCAAAUGCUUGAGGACGAGUAAGAGUACAUCAAGCGAAAAACAACUAUUCGUGUUUCUACAUACUCAUACACAUCACACACAGACACAGGCUUCUUGUUCUUUUACACAAUAAAUCCAUACAUCCAGCAGAUCCUACCUACACAUCCAAAAUCCAAAGGUCCCAAGUUCGAGCGUUUUAAGGAUGGCUGGCCCAAUGUUGCGUUCACGCCUGAACAAGUAUUCCGCAUGCAAGAUGAGCGAGCUUCCGUAACCUACCUCGCAAGUUUUCACAACCCGGAGAUCGUCUUCGAACAACUAGCUGUGAUUUUAUGGCACUACAAUCAACUGGUUAAUAAUCUUUCGGUAUGUAGAGGCCACUGGCACUGACCACAUGUGUCAUAGUGCUGCACCUUGAUAAAUGGCAAUAUUACCUUUCGACUAAGAGCAUCAUCAAGACAUGUAAGCUUCAAACUCGUCCGUCAUUGGUGUCCAUCAUGGUAGAUCUCCACUGUCCAGUUUCUAAUUAUCUACGCACUUCCGAAAAUGCUAGUCCGCAACUACCGGAUCGUGGUGCCUUGGUUCGCGACAGGUAACAUCUUUUGAGAUAUACUGGAAAGAUGAUCAACAUGACGUGUGUAAGGACUCCGAUAUACACUUCAUUUAUAUGAGGAUUCAGGAUAGCAUCGCAUAGUCUAGGGGCUGGUAUGCUCGCCAGUGAUUAUAAGUAGACUCAAUGGAAUGGAUCGGCAUGAUCUUUCACUCCGAUGAAUGUUGUACACCCUACUAGAAUAUUUCAGGCACCAUGGAACGUAUCGAAACGAGUGGCCAGAUAGCGACAGCCAUGACGAUGGCACGCGUGCUUGAUUGUACACCUCGAUGUCGAACCGGACCAUCGAUCAUUACCAUCUACGAUAUCCAUGCUUUACAGGAGCAGUUCUAUUUCUCGGACGACGUCUUGGUGGAGUUGAAAUCCGGCGUUUUCUUGGUCAAGCACGAACUUGCGAGAAUGGAUAGGAUUGCUAGCCAAGUGAACCUGCAGAACAAUAUGGUGGCAGUGCCCAGUGUCGAGUCUAUCGUAAGCUCCGUCUCUGCUGGCAUGGUGGAAACCAAAAAUUUACGGAAAGCAUAUCUUGCAACGUGUGUUAACACUAAGUAAUGAAGACCCCUCUUCUUGAAAACCUUCUAAUUUGUGCUACGCAAAAUGGCGGUCUUGGUGGAGAUCCGGAAAAUCAAGGAGAUGCAAGUACCUCUAUGAAUAUACAUUUAGACAGGAGAAUAUGACUACAUUCAGAGUCGAGUAGAUGUAGACUAUCUAUGACUUCGUGAAUCAAGGUGUUUUGACUACAACUUCCAUCUUCAUGGGUUAAACAAGUAGUUUAAUCUUAAGGUGUACUAGUGAUUUGGAUUUGCUUUUCAUCAAACAAAAAUAGAGUUCCACCUUCCACAAAACAUAGCCGAGAUUUAUCCCAACAAACAACAAAAAUAGAGUUCAAGACGGCCUUCUUCUAAUCCUCCACCUUCAAACGGAUAUCAGAGAAGUUUAUAGCACGCAUGGAGCUGCAUGGAGCUAAAGGGGGCGCUUCUUGCGUCCCUUAGAGAUCUGCGCUCCAUGCACUCCAUGCUACUCCAUUGCGCCAUGCGUGCUAUAGACACCUCUGGCAUCCGUUCGAAGGUGCAGGCUUAGAAGAAGGCCGUGGGAUAAACAAGACGGCCUUCUUCUAAUCCUCCACCUUCAAACGGAUACGCUCUGAGUGGGCCUAAUAAUCAACAAGCCAAUCAACAAGGCAAUAACUUUUCUCUCGUGGUCGAGCCGGAGAACAACGAGCCUCCCGUUCCAUUCCGCAGCAAAAUCAUGAUCGGUUUUCCCGACGACGGAGCGAAAAAGCGAUUCGGGAGCAAAUUUCCUGAAUGGGAACACGUUGUCAUCGCAAAACAGAGAAUAUAUGGAGAACAAUAUUUUUUUCAGACGAGUGAAGAAGAAUAGAAACGAAUCAGGGCACGUUGUACUUGUAUUGUAUUAGAAAGGAUCUUGGUUGCUUUCUUCAUGAAGGAGGAGAAAAACGAAUAUGCCGAAUACAGGACGGGACCGAUGUGAGUGGCAAGCAUGUCAUUUUGGUAGACGACUUGGUACAAACCGGAGGAACCUUGAUUGAGUCUAUUAAGGGCGGUAGGUCUUCAACAUGACACCCUGUUAGUUACUAUCUUUAUUUUUUCUCGCCAGUGGAUGGUGGAGGAUGACCCCCAGAGAUGCAUAGGCAUGAUGCUCGGUGUUUCCGUGACCGUUUGUUGUGGCUUUCCACCUAGGGGAGAAAAGCACAACGAACGGGGAACAGCAAACCCUAAACCCUAAGGAGUAGGUGCUACGACCUUUAAUUCCAUGCGGGCUCUCGCUGAUGCUGGAGCGGAGAAAGUCAGCUGUUACGUAACCCACGCUGUUUUUCCUGACGACAGUUGGCGAAAGUUUCUGGACAUACCGCAUUUAUGUUAGCAUUUAUACAGAAGUUGCGUGAGGAACAGCUACCAGAGGAAUGAAAGCAUUCCCUCUGUCUUGUAUUUUAGGAUGAGGCACGACGACUAGAUGAAUCAAUACAAGAAUGAAUAAGAAAGGGAACGGCGGAAAGCGCCCUGUCAGCACUGAGGUCCUUCGCGUUCCUUCGUAGGUAAGCGCCAUCUCUUCGUGGGGAUGCUGAUCAUAAUAUACGGAAUGAAUUAUACCUCUAACGCACUUGGACACAUUCUAUGUCUGCGAUACCAUCCCAACAACCGCGGCUACCUUGGAGAAGGUCGGGAAGCCUUUCAAAGUCCUCAGUAUUGCGCCACUGUUGGGCUAUUUGCUAGUGGGCAGGGAGCCGCACUCAGUCAUGCGUGAUAUAGAUAAACUUGAUACCUAAUGACGUCGCAGGAUUUUGUGUAAUUAUAGUACUAUUUUUUCUGAUACAAGAAUCUUGCGCUCGCCCUCUAAUCAGGCCGUGAGGACAUAUUCUGACAUCCUUAUCUUUAUGAGGCUGUGGGCACAUAUUGUGACAAGUGUAAUACUUUUGAAAAUAUGUUUCCCAUUUUUUAUCGGCUUGUUAGGAGCAGCAUAUUCUUACUGGCUGUUUUAUAACAUUGUUCGCAUAAAUCACGUAGUAAGUCGUUGACCGCCAGUCACCCUCUACUAUCACGCACUUCCCUAGUUGUUCUAAUAUUUUUAUCAUCAUCAUCAAUCAAUCUCGUGCCAGGCACAUCAAUCAAUCAAUUAAUCAAUAGUAGCGUAAGGUAGAAAAUACUUAGUACUGCUUAAACCGAGAAGGGCGGAGAGGUAUUGCUGAGACGAGCAACGUAAACAACGACAACGACAGCAGUAGCCUCCUCCUAACCAACGCAAGAAGAAGCGCCGCCACUACUACCACUAGCACUACCGUAGAAACCGUGGAGCGUCCUCACAGCUUCAACAUCAGGGAAAUCCGUAGAACUCAAAGAAGACUCAGGGAAGUUGUAGGUCCAAUCCGGACCGACUAACAUCGUUAUUACUGUAUGACGUUCUAGUAUCUUCAAUAGUAAGGUAGAACCAGUGCCGUAAAUGAUGUGCACCUGUACCAAAAUUUGUUUGCUUCUACAUCACUAUCUACAGCACGAAAUUGUAAGUACUUGCUUCGCAUCCAUCAAUUCGUACUUACUGUACUAAAACUAAACCUUGGCUCGCAAGUACUGUACCUCGGGGUGUUGAUCUGCUGGAGCGGAACAGUCACCUCUGCUGGUGACCGCGACGUCGAGGCAUCCUGUCCUAUCCCAAAAAGUAUUAAAAAACUUUCGCCAAUAUGUUGAAUAUUUUUUCUCUUCUCGAUUAAUCAUUUCAUGUCAAAGUGUGUGGAUGGUGAUUCGCUGCCCUGGCCAGGGAGGGGUAGAUAUGAAACACUUGGCUAUGACUCACUGAUGAUCGUACACGACUUUCACAACUGAUGAUGAUCGUUUCCUCUUUUCUUUUCCGACACAUAGAGACGUCGUGAAGGUUGUGGACAAGGUUGACAAGCCUCAACCCGCGGAUUCUGUGAGGCUGUGUGGGCAAUGUCUUGACAACCCGGAUUGAUAUUAGUUUGUUCGCUUGAACCACGAAAUGAAGCGCAGCAUUCUGAGUGAUCAGAAGGCGUGCUAUCAACAUGUGUCACAAGCACGAAGCACCUGGGCGGUUCUUCCGGAAGACUUUCCUUGUUCUCCUCAUCAGCAUCCGCGAGACAAGAGAUUGCGAAGAAAUUUCCGCAAAAGGUUUCCGGUAUCACUGACGAGGACUUGCGGUACUGGGCCGAAAGUAUAAUCUUCUACAAGAACUGGCCCUUUGGCCGGAGAAAUUAAAAUUGAAGAGAUCGCCUAUCAUCUACAAGUGGUAUACGUAGGCGAGGAGGCGGACACUAGGAAAGGAGUUGGACGCAUAGCUUACAAUAAGCCGUAGCUUAGAAGACAUAGCUUAUAUGAAUUUUUGGACAAUUUUUUCCCAGUCAGUAUCAUGUGUUGUCAAGGCAUCCUCGACAGGUUACCUUUCACGACGGCUAUUCACAAGGCAUGAGCAUGAAAGAUGAAAACGUGAAUAAUGAAACCGGGACAAGCACAUGAACUGAAUGAUAGAAAUUCUGAAUCGAUAAGAUAAACUAGAAUACGCAUUCAUAUAGGGAGUAUUGUAAGAAAAUGAAAAAUGCACCAAUAUUGUUUGAGCACAAUUUUUUGACAGAGAAGGGCUGUCGGGAUGCAAAAGUAU
Messenger RNA from Amoebophrya sp. A25, 6386 nucleotides. Lineage: Eukaryota; Dinophyceae; Syndiniales; Amoebophryaceae. The record is from the annotation of a GenBank genome assembly.